Messenger RNA from Stylonychia lemnae, 2898 nucleotides. Lineage: Eukaryota; Ciliophora; Spirotrichea; Sporadotrichida; Oxytrichidae. The record is from the annotation of a GenBank genome assembly.
AUGGACAUAUAAAACAAAUACCAAUCAACUAAAUCAUAGCUAGAGCACUAAUCUCGAUCAAAUACCCCCGACGAACUAAAAAAUUCAUUUAUCUCAAAAAGAGCUAAAUCCUAGUUCGUUGGAUAGUCUGAACACUUGCAGUCAGUUUAGGAAACCUAGAUCUUAUCUGAUAUACAAUAGCUGAAACAAGAUUUUGCUAAAGUUCGCAGAUGGAACCUGUAUGCUGUAAAUACUCAGGAUAAAGAAUCUAUUAAUUAAAAAAGAGGGAAAUUUGCUUUUAAUGCGAAAAAGAAGUAAGAGUCUAAGAGUGGAGAGUAUAUGACAGAUUAUCAGCUCUAGUUUCUUAAUAAAGCUACUGCUUUGAGAUACUAAGAGGAAAAUACUAAGAAGCAUUAGUAAUUUGUGACAUUUCUAUAGUAUUCACAUUACAUGUUGCUAUCAACUUACUAUUUAGCGCAUCUUGAAACAGGAAAUUUAAUCAUUCUGCUUAUAGGCUUGUUCUUAACAAUACUUAACUAGCAAAUCAAGAAUCUAGACUUAAACUUGAGGAAGUAUCUGAACUAAAUAAUAGAUAUUAUAUUCAUAGUCUCUAGUUCUCAAAGUGUUGAUGCUAAUAAGCUUAUCAUCAAUAACUUCUGCCCUUAUUCAUACUUUAUUUUUACCAACCUGUUCAAGUCUCGCAGUUGGUAGGAAUACUCUAAAAAGGUAUUAAUCUAUGAAUUUUUUAGAUACUUUCUCGCUGGAGAACAAUUCUAAUUUGAAACUCACAUCACUCAAGUAUUGAUAUUUAUUGGAAUAAGCGGAUUUAUUCAUGCCUUAUUGGAAAAAUCAAUGAAAGAUUCAUGGGUUUUAAGUGAUAGCUUUAUGAAGUCCUAUAGAAUUUGCAGUCACAUUUUAGACAAACAAUGCUAAAUGAUCUUCAUAGUAUCACAAAAAGGCUCUUUAUUAUAUAAUAACAUAUAAGCUUUGAAAUUUAUUGAUGAAAAUAGCAUUAAUCCAAGCAAUAUCUUUCAAGAAUUUCUAGGAUUAGAUUAGCUCAAAGAUAGAUUUUAAGAAGGACUUGCUUUUGAAAAAGAAAUUAAUUAAGCUGAGACUAUUCUUUUCAAGGACAAGAAGCUUGAUGUCAAGAAUAUGAAGCAUAUUGAUUAUAAGAACAUCAAAGCAUACAUGAUAGAGAUUGAAGAUUAAUCGCUGUGGAAGGAUAUUGAUUUUAUGAAUGGAAACUAUGCAAGUGACCAGGAUGAGGUAGAUAGUGAGGAAGACAAUGACAAAAGCACUCCACUCUCCAAAAAUAUGAACUUUCCACAAAUGUCUCAUUUUAGUCCUUAAAGGUCAAUAUCCGAAAAUGUUAAUAUGAUGGCGAAGUUAUUUAAUCAAACCCCCAGCUCUAAUUUAAAGACUCCUUUACUAAAUCUUAGCAAAGUUGGUGGUACGAAUUUAUAAUAAUCUUAAAGCUACCAAGAUCUUAAGUCCUAAUAAAUACAUUCUAACAAGAUUUAAGCAUAAUCUUAAACAAAGUAAAAAAUGCAAAUCCCUAAAAUCAAAUUUGUUAAUCAAAAAGAUCUUAAGGAGAAAAUGAUACUAAGGAAAAUGAAUCUCAAAAGAUUUAAAUGGCUUAAGAAUAAAGAGAUAGAUUCUAUUACUGAGAAAAUAUAGAAACUUCAGUAAAAAGUGGGCAAUGAUACUGAUUUAAUCCUAAAAGUAGACAUUUAGCAUAAUGAUGUAAACGAGGACUAUCAAAAGUUCAAGGUCAUGUUAUAUUCAUUACUUGAUGGUCUAUUAUGCACUCAAAAUGCAGCAAGCAAAAAUCUUUAGUCCGUCUUAGAAAGUUCAAGACAUAGCACUGUUGAGAUAAGUCUGUUAGAAAUUUAGAAUAAUGGAACUUAGGAAAUAAAUUCACUUAUGAUUCCACUUAAUUAGGCUAAAAGUAAAAUUGGAUCUAGCAGCAAUUUAGGCAAAAAGCACUAAUUCAAGAUCAGUAUUUAUACAACUAAGUUAUCUCCAGAGUAGCAAGAGACACUUGAUUUUUCUUUAAAAUCUAAUGACUUAGCAAAGAAAAUAGUUUAUGAUAGUACUUAUUCUAAUGUUAAGAUAGCCCAUCAGAACAUCAGUAAGGAUGAGAAUUAGAAAGAUUAGUUCAAAUGGAGUCAUAAAUAAACAGAAAAAAAGAAACUUUAAAGUAAUAAUUUCGUAGAAACUGACAUUCAUCCAUUCUACAAAUAUACUCGCUCUAUUGAGACUCUGCUGUACUAAGAUGAAUUAUGGGUUUAAGAUUCAAGAGUUUUUGGAAUUGAAUCUAAUCCUCAAGAAUACAAAGAACAUGAACAUGAAAAUGAUUAAUUAAAAGAUUUCGAAGUACCAAGAAGUUGGAUUGAUGAAACUAAAAGCCCCUAAUCUCAUUUAUCUACGCCUUUAUAAACACCAGGCUCCUUUUAUAAUUCCCAUAGAAGAUCUAUUUAGCUUGAGAGACUCAUGAGUCACAGGACUUUAAAUAUCGCAUAGCAAUUGGCUAAACUAAAAAUUCUUAUUGUUGAAUCAAACAUCAGCAUUCUAUUCAGUAUUUUGGAGGAAUAAGGAAUCACCUAGAUAUUUAGAGCAAAAACUACUGAAGAAGCUCUCAGUCUUUAUUAAGCAAAUUGGGAAUAGGCAAACAAAUUUGACAUUAUCAUGGUUGAUCUUCAUAACGAACUGCAAGAGUAUAUAGAUUUUGCAAAGGAUAUCAAGGAAUUCAAUGAGCAAAAAUAAUUAACUGGAACUGGAAUGACUGCGAUCUCAUCCGAAGUUAAUCAAAUAGAUACUCCAGAGGGAUAUGAUAAAGUUAUUUAUAAGCCAUUAAGCGAAGUAGCUACUCGAUAAUCUAUAGUCUUUGCAGCAGGGAAAUAUAAAUUGCUAAAAUGA